AAAAGCCACAACUUUAAAAAAGAAGAAGAAUUUGACACUUCUAACCUAUUUUAAAUUUGACAAAAUGUCCCCUUUUGUUGUUUUUACCCUUUUUUAUUUAUUAAUAAGUUUUGGUUUAAUUUAUCCUCCGACUGAAUUCAUCAGUGCCGGUUUUACAAUACAAAAUUGGUUCAGCGGAAUUUUGGGAUCGGAGUCGUUAAAUUUCAUAAGAUAUCAUAUCAAGAAGUCUAUGCUCAAUCUUAUAGUUUAUUCCUGUUUACCUCUUGUGUACGUUAUAUUAUUAUUUUUAUUAGGAUAUGUUAAUGAGCUGUCUUUACUUUUUAUUGGGACAACUCUUUACUGGAAAAUUUUUGCUGCAACAAGUAUUACUUUACCACUCUUAGCACUGUUUGAGGUAAAGAGAUGGACAGAUAAUAACUACAGUAAACACCCCAUAGUUAAAAACUUAACCAAGUUCUGCAAUAACAACAGUUCCUGGGAAGUAGUAGCUUCUGAAAUAGAAAACGAGUUUCGAAGAAUUGAAAAAGUUUGCAUAUCUACAAACCCGUUAUCUAGAGUUGUUGUGACAGAAAAUUGGAUCUUAAAAGUCACUCCACUCACUAUAUUUUUAACACAUCAAAGCGAGGCUUCUUUAAUUGUAAAAUCUGCCACAAAUUUUGAGCUUUCUCAUCUGAAUUCUAAAGAAACACAGUACUUAAACAUUGAAGUGAAUAGUGCAAGGAUAGAACCUUUUAUUAUUAGGAUAAAUGCAGCACAUUUUAAGGAUCUGGAGGAUCGAUUAGCCAGAUCUAUUAAUGUCUUGCCAAAUGUAAAAUUCCACAAAUCCAUAGUAGAACAAUUCUUAGAUGUAUUUAAAGACACCAUUUCAAAGAACCCAAAAUAUACAACAAACAUGGAACUAGAUCAAUGUAUAGGAUGUCUCCAAUCCCGCCCGGAGGUUAAAAUUCAAAAACAAUGCCAAGACACCCUGAUUAACAAUUGUACAAGUUGUUUUUGCAAACCGAUGUGGUGUGUGGACUGUAUGGGUAAAUGGUUUGUAUCCAGACAAGAUCCCGAACAUAAAAAUCAGUGGUUAUCCAGCAAAUGUACUUGUCCAAUGUGCAGAGCGACAUUUUGUUUACUGGAUGUUUCUUUAUUGGACGAGGUGGAGUAAUACACUGUUCCAAAAAGAACUUUUAAACUUUUUUGACAAAAUUAAUUUUACUGUGGUUUCUAUAGCUUUAACAAUUAUUAGCUUUAGUAUAUGAACAAAUAAAUUUAAAGGUGUUUUGAAUUAUUACAUAUGAAUGUAUAUAAAAUUUUUAUUAAAGACUUUUACAGCUUAUAUUAACUAUUUAGACACAUUGUAGUGUUUAUACUUAAAUAAAAUAAAUGUACAAGUAAAA
Molecule: messenger RNA, 1385 nt
Organism: Sitophilus oryzae (rice weevil)
Lineage: Eukaryota; Metazoa; Arthropoda; Insecta; Coleoptera; Curculionidae
Product: E3 ubiquitin-protein ligase TM129
Exons: 5
Coding region: 65-1153 (362 amino acids)
Biological process (GO): protein ubiquitination
Cellular component (GO): endoplasmic reticulum; membrane
Molecular function (GO): ubiquitin protein ligase activity
Source: RefSeq, a predicted model, not a curated record